Dendronephthya gigantea is the source of this 2651-nucleotide messenger RNA. RefSeq lists its product as uncharacterized. The transcript is spliced from 14 exons. The record is from RefSeq and is a predicted model, not a curated record. The coding region runs from base 60 to 2642 and encodes 860 amino acids. Gene Ontology annotation, molecular function: calcium ion binding. NCBI's taxonomy places the organism in Eukaryota, Metazoa, Cnidaria, Anthozoa, Malacalcyonacea, Nephtheidae.
CUGCAGAGGAAGUGAGGGUAGCGAAAACGAUAAGCGGUUUUAUAAUAUACGUUUCUGAAAUGAGGAAAUGCCUGGUCAAGGGCGAAACUCUGAGGGCAGUUAAAAUGGGUCCAGACAGAGGGAUUUGUAAAGCAGACAUAGUAGAAAGCAGAGAAAAGUAUCAAUGGCUGUGGACAACAGAUGGACAGAUUCAUAAUGCGGCUGAUACGCGGCUCUGUUUUGAAUAUGACGAAGAUGCUUUAUUACUGCGAGAGUACACCAAACUGCGCCUUGGACAAUGCAACUACCGCAAAAGAACUCAGAAAUGGAAAUGCAAGCUAUUGAAAGGUGGGAAAUAUCUGAUCCUCUCUGCAAAUGGGAGAUCGAAAGCGCGUUGGUUUCAUCGCAAAUAUGAACUCAUUAUUACCCGAACGCUGAAGAGCUCACGCAACACCUUCGUCAAAUUCUUGGCCAGAUUUAACGCGCGUUGGUUUUAUAACAAAAAUAAAUACGUUAUUAACCGAACGCUCAAGAACGGGGCCUUCGUCGAUUUCCACACCUACGACAGGGCUGGAGAAAGAAUAUGUGACUUCAAUCACCGAGAUCACUGUCUCCAAACUGUUGCAAAGAUACCAACGACAGAUGAUACAUGCCUCCUUACAAUGGCGAAACGCGGCAUCAGCGGUUACGCAGAGGUGAAAAUUACAAACAAGACACCUCUUACGGUCUUCAUAGUGUCGUUCUGGAUGAAAAUUCAACUGUCAAAAGAAAUGGGAUAUAAAAUGUCCGUGUUUUCAUACACCGUCAACGAUACAGUCGUAUUGAGUUUGGCUCAAUCUCAGAGAUACAAAAGUAGAAUUAAGUUCUUUGAUAAACAAAUGGAUGUUGACACCUUCCCGAAUAGGAAACAUGUGUAUUUUGAAAAGAGUCACUGGAUUCAUAUAACUAUCAGUCGUUCAUCACGAGAUGGAACGCUGCGUUACUACUGCAACGAAAUCCUUCUUCACACGCACAAGCAUGCGAACCAGAAAGCAAUCCCAGGAACGGGCAUUCUCCGUUUCGGCAACUCAGAAUUGAAAGGGGCGAGGUUUUUCAAUGGUUUGAUCUCCCAAUUCAAUAUAUUCCAAGAGGCUCUAACUUCCGAUCUAUAUAGGAUUCAAUAUUUAAUCGGAAAACAGCACUGUUGCCACGAUGAUUUACCGCGCGGUGAUUGGUUGAAGUGGGAUGACGUGAUCAGUUCGUGGAAAUUACAUGGAAACGCUCGUGUCGACAAAGGAGUUCAGUGCACUACCUUUGAAAGAAUCGCCUUUGGUGGCGAUUGGAUCAGCGAUGAAUACAAGCGUCAAACCUGCACAACGUCUUUAAUGGUCUCCGAUCCUCGAUAUAUUCCUGACUACCAUUUCAGUGCGUCGACCUGGACCUCAGGUGGAAAACCAUCGUCCGGUCGUGCGUCAAAGAAAAUAGCGAACGCAUGGUGUCCCGAGAGCAAUGAUCGAGAAAGCUAUCUUCAGGUGGAUUUGGGUUAUGUGCAGAGAGUAUCGGAAAUCGGAACGACGGUGAAGAUGAAAGGGCGUCAUGCUAAAAGAAUCAAAGUUCAUUACAGUGAGAAUGGUGUUCAUUGGAAAAGCGAUGGAAAGGUGUAUGAGGCUAGUCAACGUUUAGUGCCCGCCAUCAAGAUCGUCCCGUUAAUAGCUCCGGUUACAGCUCGAUAUCUUCGCCUGUUUCCAACUGGCUGUGUACCAUCACGUUGUUGUUUGGCUGUCGAAGUAUUUGGAUGCGAUCCAGAGAUUCUUCAAAAAAUUUCUGAAGUCGAAGAUGGUUGUACUAGACGAGAUAAGCCUUACCUUCUCAUGUAUCUUCCCCUCUCUCAACACAUAACACGGAUACAGCUAACAGCGGAAAAAGGGAAAAAGCCAAUCAGAUCAUUUUACAUGUAUUACGUGUCAUGGAGACAGUGGAUACCAUAUCAAGUUGACGGCAAACUAAAGGUUUUCAGUGGAAACAGUCGUACAACAAAACCAUUAACUCACAUUCUUCCCAUACCAAUUUUCACCACUCUCAUAAAGAUAUUUCCAAUUCCUUAUGGAACAACGGCAUGCGGUGAAUUCACCUUCAUUGGAUGUCAUAGCCCACGCGACGAUCUUUGCACCGAGGAAGAGAAAGAAGUGUUCACGGAUUGUAUUGCUCGUAAGCUGCCUCCGCAAUGCAGUCUUGGUUUUAUUGGAAAUGGACAUAUUUGUCGGGACCUGAACGAGUGCGAUGUUAAGACUGGAGCCUACUGUGAUCGAAACAGUCUGUGUCGGAACAAACACGGAUCCUUCACGUGCGAUCCAUGCAAGAACAGCUUCAUCGGCGAUGGCCGCAUCUGUCAAACGUCCUGUGAAGCAAUGGGUAUCACGUGUGGUGCAAACUCGUAUUGUGACGUCGACGAGUGUAAAUGUUACGAGGGAUUCAUUCAAAACGGAACUCGAGGUUGCGUUGACGAUCCAACCUUCGAAAAGGCCAAUGAACCGCCUACAGCCAUGCAACCCGACGAAAUUGACGGUCUUUGCCCAGACGGAUUUUUCAACUGUUACGGCGAUGUUGUUGGUACCAUUGAUAAAUUGAGGAAAGCAACGAUGAUGUUUGAACACUUCGACUACCACGAUGAUUGUAGUAAUUAGAUCAACUAU